CCGACAUUAAAUCACCUACUAUAGUACUCUUAGUACUCUUAGUACCCUUGUGCACUGCUAAUCUCAUUUGUGGCUAAGGGUCUAGCCUCCAGUAAGCACUAGCUACCAGCCAAAUGACUCACAUCAGUUAUUUACGAGUGUACGCUCUAUUCCUCCUCCCGCAUUCAAUCUACGAUACUAAUCAAAAUCAACUGUCCUCCAACUUCAUUCAACAUGACCUACACUCUGUACGACGGAACCGUCGCGGUGGUCCAAUCCAUCCUCAAGACCCUCUCCCACAUCCUCCACCAAGCCGAGCAGCAACAGGCCGAUGCCAGCAGCACCAUCACUAGCGCUCUGCUCGAAGCCCGUCUCCGCGAUGAUAUGUACCCACUAUCCGACCAAGUGCGCCUGGCAACCCAGUUCUCUGAGAAUCUAGUCGCACGAUUGACCGGUCGGGAGCCCAUAACGCUUGGAGACGCCCCCACCACUUUCGCGCAGUGCUACGAGCGCAUCGAGACGGUGCUCAAGACAGCCAACGCGGCAGACAAGGAGGUCGUCAACGCUGCCGGUGAUGUCGUGGAGCCUACAAAGAUAAGACCCACGGUCCUAGUGGAUGUGAGCGGUGCGGCGUAUGCGCAUACGAUGGCCUUGCCGAAUAUCUAUUUCCAUCUGACCACGGCGUACGGCAUUCUGCGCAAGGAGGGAGUCCCUCUGGCUAAACGGGACUAUUAUGUUGGGUUUUUUCCUCUCCCAUAGCAUUAUUCAGCUUAAUAGUCUCUAUCUCAUGAUAUAUCAAGUAUACUUAACCAACUACUCGUACUGUAAAUUGGCUCGGUGCGCAUUUAAUCGGAGAUCGGAUAAAGCCG
This is a messenger RNA of Penicilliopsis zonata CBS 506.65, 848 nucleotides long. RefSeq lists its product as hypothetical. Bases 214 to 738 code for a protein of 174 amino acids. Lineage: Eukaryota; Fungi; Ascomycota; Eurotiomycetes; Eurotiales; Aspergillaceae. The record is from RefSeq and is a predicted model, not a curated record. The transcript has a single exon.